Molecule: messenger RNA, 4328 nt
Organism: Xenopus laevis (African clawed frog)
Lineage: Eukaryota; Metazoa; Chordata; Amphibia; Anura; Pipidae
Gene: tox4.L
Product: TOX high mobility group box family member 4 L homeolog
Exons: 10
Coding region: 153-2093 (646 amino acids)
Biological process (GO): regulation of transcription by RNA polymerase II
Cellular component (GO): nucleus; chromosome
Molecular function (GO): chromatin DNA binding; DNA binding
Source: RefSeq, a predicted model, not a curated record
GGCGGAAUGAAUAGUGGCUCUCCUCUACCAAUAUGGCUUCGCCUCUUUUGCCGGAAGCGGAUGUCUCGCCAUCUUUGUAGAGGCGGGGAAGUGUGAUUGAAAAGAAGGGGAGUCUCAGGCCGUGAAAAUGGAGGGGGCUAGUUCUUCACCUCAUGGACCUGCAUCUAUUUUCUGGUUUGGACACAGAUGUCAGUGAUGGGGGUCUCCCAGGCCACCACAUGCUAUUUACAGGAGAUGAGGGGGCUCCCUGCUCUAUUGAUAUGCCAGGUUUGCUCCACUCCCAACCUCUUUAUGGAGUGUAUGGGUACAGCAAGUUUCCGGGGAGCAGCGACAAUUACCUUACGAUCACAGGACCAGGGCAUCCUUUCCUUACAGGGACAGAGACUUUUCACACACCCAGCCUUGGUGAUGAGGAGUUUGAGAUUCCACCCAUCUCCCUUGAUUCCGAUCCCUCGUUGGCUGUAUCUGAUGUAGUUGGUCACUUUGAUGACCUUGCAGACUCUUCUGGAGUACAAGAUGAGGGUUUUGCUGCACAGUAUGGUGUACAGACUUUGGACAUGCCAGUUGAGAUGGCCCAUGAAGUGAUGGAUCAGACUGGAGGGCUCCUUGGAGCUGGAUUGGCUAUGGACUUGGAUCAUCCCAUAGUCACUCCAUACAGUGCAAAUCCACCUGUCACCAUAGAUGUUUCAAUGACAGACAUGUCAUCUGGGAUUCUGGGACACGGCCAGCUAACCACUAUUGAUCAGUCGGAGCUGAGCUCCCAACUUGGUUUGAGCCUUGGUGGAGGGACUAUCCUGCAUCCUGUCCAGUCUCCUGAUGACCAUCUUUCUCCCACCCCAUCACCAACCAGCUCUCUGCAUGAUGAAGACAUGGAAGACUUUAGAAGGAUAACUGCUCCUAAGAGCAUCAUUGUGGAGCAAACCAAGAAGCCAAAAACUCCCAAAAAGAAAAAGAAGAAAGACCCAAAUGAGCCACAGAAACCCCUGUCUGCAUAUGCUCUCUUUUUCCGUGACACACAAGCUGCCAUCAAGGGACAGAACCCCAAUGCUACCUUUGGGGAGGUGUCAAAAAUUGUGGCAUCAAUGUGGGACAGUCUUGGGGAAGAGCAGAAACAGGUUUACAAGAGGAAAACAGAGGCGGCUAAAAAGGAAUAUCUAAAGGCGCUGGCGCUGUAUAAAGCCAAUCAGCUAUCUCAGGUUGCUGUUGACACAGUAGAUCUGGACCCUCCAGCUGUCCCUGCUCUACUGUCAGAAUCUCCCGUUCCAUCCCCUACUGUAGUAACAGCCACCAGCAUUCCUGAAUGUGUGUCUUCUCCCUCUGUAUCCAGUUCCCCAUCUCAGACAGUGGCUGCACCUCAACAAAGCAUUGCUAAAAUAAUCAUUUCAAAACAGAUCCUGCCAGCUGGACAGGGCUCUACCGCUAUAGCCAUGUCUCAGGGUAUGGUCACUGUUAUUCCUGCCACUGUGGUGACCUCUCGUGGACUUCCUUUAGCUCAACUUCAACCUAGUCCUCAGGCUCAAAGGAUAACCCGUUCAGUGUUACAGGCAGCCAUGCAGAUGCCGCCACGCCUACAGCCACCACCUUUGCAGCAAAUGCAGCAACCCCCAAGACUUCUGCAGAUGGCCCCUGCUCAGCAGCCUUCAAUCACAAUCCUGCAGGCACCACCUCCCCUACAACCAAUGCAGAAAGUGCGCCUAAGUCUGCAGCCUCCUCCCCUGCAGAUUAAAAUUAUCCCUCCUCCACUGCAACCCCAGCCCCAAGUUGUUCAAGUGCAAAAUCAAAGUCUGUCAGUCAUUAAUGUUCCCGCCUCUCCUGAGGCCCCUGCCUCACCCCCUGAGCAGCUGGAGGUGUUACCUGAAGUGGUCCAAGAGGAGUCUCCGCCACCUCAGAUGGAUGUGGAGCUUGUGAGCAGCUCUCCCCCUCCCAGCCUUUCUCCUCAAUGUGUCCGUUCCGGAUGUGAGAACCCGCCAGUAGAAUGCAAAGAUUGGGACAACGAGUAUUGCAGUAACGAGUGUGUAGUAAAACACUGCAGGGACACUUUUAUGUCGUGGAUUGCUACACGCAGUCAGGGCACACUUGCACCUGUGAAAUAACACUCAUUCCCAUGUGUGGGGGACAUGUUAUGGAAACCUGUGGAGCAAGCCCUAGAACUCCUGUGGAUGCUACAAAUAUCCAAGAGACAUGUUUUUUACAGAAAGCUUUGUACAUACAAUUAUAUGUCUCCAAAAAGACAAGGCUAAAGGACCGUUAGUUUGGAGAGCAUAUGGAUUCUAUAAGCCCUUGGCAAGGAAAUGCUAUCAAUUGAUUCCAUUUGGUGUGCAAGAUUUCCAUUUUGCACUCGAAACGAACUGCCAUUUUUAUUUCUUUUUCCCCCCGCUUACCAUUAAGCGUGCAACGGCUUUCUUUGGGAUGAUCAAGAUUAGGAGAAAAUCUCACUCUUUUCAAGUAGUCUGAGCUGUUAUUCAGUUUUGCUUGACCUCACUGAGAGAAGUGCAAGGACCAUUCUACAGGAAGUCAUGUAUAUAUCCAUCUGAAGCAUUUCUUGUUCAAAAUAAUACCCCAUUAGAAUCAGUUCAAGAAAUCUCUCCCACCAAUGUCAUUCUGAAGGAUGCAGUUCCAUAACUAUGGUUGCACCAAAUCCACUAUUUUGGAUUUGGCCGAACCCUCGUAUCAUUUGCGAAAGAUUCGGGCAAAUAACGGACCAAAUCCUAAUUUGCAUAUGCAAAUUAUGGGUGGGAAGGGGAAAACAUUUACUUUUUGUGACAGUCGCGUGAUUUCGCUCUCUGCCCCUAAUUUGCAUAUGCAAAUUAGGAUUCUGUUCAUCCGGGCAGAAGGAUUCGGGUGAUUCAGAAUCCUGCUACAAAAGGCUGAAUCCCGAACCGAAUCCUGGAUUUGGUGCCUUCCUAUCCAUUACUGACAAAUCUAAAAGUUUUCAAGCCUUGCCAUACAGAAAAGUGUUUUAUCAAGGCUGCUUUAAAAAUUUAAGUAUAUUCUGGCAAAUCUGGUUAGCUUUGUGCCAAGCAACUGGUCAAAGGGGCGGGGGUUUUAAAUAAACUAAGUUUGUUUGAAACCAUAAACUGCAUUACACUUUGUUCUCUGGGGCACUGAUAAUUAAUAUCUGCAAUCAGAUUAAUUGCCGUUAAAUGCAGCAGUUUCUAGAGGAACACAAACUAGUUAAGUAGUGUUUGUUCACAGAUGUAUAAAUAAAGUGUGCAGGUGCUUGCCCUUACUCGAGGUCCACCAAGCAAUUCUUAUUCGAAACAUUUGAGAGACUGUUGUUUGUAACAAUGAAAGGCGGCAUGUUUAUUGGUGCUUUUGAAAAGCUCAGGGAAAACUAUAUGGUUGGUGAUGAGCCAGAAAACCAAGGCCAGCGUUGCGUCACUAUCAAGGUUAACUUUCAUCAGAACCAGUCUUCCUUGACCUGCUGUUUUAAGCAUAUAAACAAAGCAGCAGAUUUAGGGAUAUUGGUGCUAAAUUGCACCAGUGUAUUUCAUUUAUUUUCGCACUAGAAAAUGAAGGCAAACAAAGCAUUGCUAAAAUGUAUCACCUGGGUUUGAAAUUAUUCUGAAGUGAAUGCUUUAGGGCUCUUAGACUAGCGUUUUAACCUGCGCUCUGGGUUUCAUGCAUUCAGCCGCAGGGGAACACAGGAGUAGACGCACUGAAUUCUUUUCAAUGGGGCUUUACUCACACAGACGUAUGUAAACACCAAACGCAGGUUGGGAUGCAGCAUUUUUCCUGCGUUUGGCGCUUACAUGCGUUUGUGUGAGUACAGACGAGUGUUUUUACCUGCGUUUUCCGGUUUCAUGCGUUCAGUGUAGGUAAAACAUUCAUCUGUAAGAGCCCUUAGUGUAAUCAGUAAUCCAACCUCAUUGAAUUUCUUCAUGCAGUAACAUGCCUUUCACCUAUAAGCUCUCAUUGACCUAACAUAGGAUUGAUUUUCUUUACUUCUAUUUCAGCAUUAGUUGGAAGCUGAUUUAGCAAGAAAAUACCAUCUUGAGGAUUUUUCUUGUUGUCUUAAUACAGCAAUGGUGUUUAAGUUAGAGAGAAAUUUUAGUGAUUUCGAUUUGGUUUAAUGAAAGUGCUGAGAUUUUUGCAGCUGAAUGUAUCCACUCUCGCUGGCUGACACUGUUCCAGCAGUAUAUGUGUGAUUAAGGGUCCCCCAAAAAAGCAAAAGACUAUCCCCCAUUAUUGCAAGCUGUAGCUGUUGGGAGGCAACAUCAUGAAUUUUUUUUUAAACCAUGUUGAAAACGAAUUCUUGUUAAAUGUAUGACAUCACUAAUGUGAAUUGUUCUUACGGUAUGUUGGCAGAAUAAAUUAUGUUUGAAAAA